AUUUAUACCCGGUGCGCGCCUGCGGGCCUCAUCCAGUUUUCCUUCCUGUCUGGCUCAUUGCAACAGAAUGUGGGAUUUGGUGACUCAAUUUUUCAGGCAAUUUUUUUGUGGAGAGAGCGCUACGGCAGUUUCACAGUCAUUCACCUCGGGUUACAAUAAAACCGGGCAAACAGGUUGCGGUACCGCCCUGCGAAACCACUUUAUAAGAAGUGUACCACGGAGUCCGGAAACAACUCUCUAAGUGGAUCAAGCCCAGAACUGCCGAAAAAGAAAAAGCUGCACCUUUCGGCAAAAUGAUGAUGCAGCUGCACGAAACCUCCAACCAGAAGAACUCCCUUUUCAACGCCAUGAACCGUUUCAUCGGCGCCGUCAACAACAUGGACCAGACCGUCAUGGUGCCGAGCCUGCUGCGGGACGUGCCGCUGGACGAGGACAGUGAGAUGAGCUCUCUCAAGUCCGACGUGGACGAGGCGGACAUGUACAGCUACUAUCAGCUGCUCAAGUCCAUCCGCAGAGACAUCGAGUGGGGAGUGCGGUGCGCCACUGCCGACGACAGGCGCAAAGAGAGCAGGACGGUCUCCCGCAGGAACUCUGCCGCAUCCUCGUCGUGUUCCUCGCUGGAAGAGGAGGAAGAGGAGGAUUUGGAGAAGCAGUUCCAGUACCAUCUGACCGGACUCCAGGGAGUACUGGCCAAGCUGACGCAGCAGGCCAACUGUCUGACGAAACGCUACAAACAGGAGGUUGGCAUCGGAGGAUGGGGCCAGUAAAACCAGCACAACCCUGCUGCUCGGUUUUUGGAGUCACUGAACUGGUUUAUGUCUGAAGCUGCUGUUACACAUGAGCCUCUUUGUGAAACAUCAAGAGGCAGCUUGGUGUCGGUCUGACUGUUGAUGUGCUGAUCCCGAAGGAAGCGACUCUGUGUACUUUCCAUUUCCUCAAAAGUAGUGCACCUGUAGUUAACUUGUUUUCAUUAUUGAUUUGUUGUUUAAGCAUGUACAAUAUUAAAAUGCCCAAUUUUUAAAAAAACUCCAAGGAUAUGACUAAAAUAACCAAGCAAAAUGUAUUCAUCAAUCUCAAAUUUAGUCCGUUUAAACCACUUCACCUUUGGUUUUGUAUUAAAAAACUAAUUGCUUCAGUUGGUAACAGUCAAGUAAAUUAAGUUUGUCCAAAUUAAGUUGUCUGCAGAAAUAUUACUUAAAUUAAUUUGGAUCAGCUUAAUUCAUUUGAGUGUUAGUAAUGGAAGUACUUUUUUAAGUUUGUCCAACAAUUCUCUUUUUUUCAGCAAAAAAGUUCAACAUAAUUUCAAAGUGGUUUUAAAAUCAGUUUAAAUUAGACUGUCAAAACAGCUAUCUAACUCAAUUAAUUUAUUUGUCUAAAUUUCAAUUUAGUUCAUUCAGAUUAACUUAAUUCAACUGAGUUUUACAGAUUG
Molecule: messenger RNA, 1429 nt
Organism: Thalassophryne amazonica
Lineage: Eukaryota; Metazoa; Chordata; Actinopteri; Batrachoidiformes; Batrachoididae
Gene: mid1ip1a
Product: MID1 interacting protein 1a
Exons: 2
Coding region: 294-767 (157 amino acids)
Biological process (GO): regulation of lipid biosynthetic process
Cellular component (GO): cytosol
Source: RefSeq, a predicted model, not a curated record